GUAGUCUCGUCUCGUCUCGUCUCGUCUCAUUUCAUCACGUCUCGUCUCCUUUACCGCGAGUUUUGCGAGCGACACUUUCGGCGGAACGGCGAAAAUCCCGUCCGAGGAACAGCGAGAAGGAGGGACAGCUGGACUGGACGGUCCCGCGAAUUGCGGUGGGACGGCGCCCCGGGGGCGGUGCGGGGGGUGCGGGGGCCGCCACGGGGACGGGAGUGCACCAGGGGUUUCCGCCGACCUCGCUGACCGCCUUCCUCGGCCUCGCCGCCCUGGUCGCGGUCGUCGUUCUGAUAACAGCGAGCAGAGUCUGCACCGAUGAUCGGGUCCAGGACGCGGAGCGGCGCGGCUCGUCGGCAUCGUCGUCGUCUACGCACGCUCGUCGGGAUGGAACCGCCGAUUCCGCGACCCUGACCGAAGGCCAGCUCCACCGAUUUCGGGGCGAGAGGCGGUGGCUGGUUUUGAGGAGGAGGACGAGGAGCGGAAUCAUUCGUCUUCCUCACCGCAGAUUCGGACCUCAAGAGGAUCAGGAGGAGGCAAAGAGGAGAAGGAAGAGGAAGAAGAAGAAGAACGAGGAUCACAACUGCUUUCGAGAUCGCGAUCGGAAAGGGGAAAACGCUGCGACGACAGUGUCCGGUGUUCGGGGUUUCAUAGGUGAUCGUGCUCUUGGUGGUGAUAGUGGUGCUUAUAGUGCCGCCGCUGCUGAUGGCGAGUCGACUACAGUAGCCGGGCCGAUGUCACCUAGGUCGAAUAGCGAAGAACCAUCGGGUACCGAGGACGACGACGAGAUAGUUUAUCAGAAAGGGUCACCACGACGCAAGGAGGAAAACGAGACCGAGGACAUCGCGCCUACCCAGCUACCUCCAUCACAGACAAACCAUUCCUCUAUGGAAUCACUGAGCCGUAGCGGGUAUAUUCUGUCCAUCGUACUCGUUCUGGCGGUGGGGGGGAUAGUUGGAGUACUGGCCACGGUGUCUCACCACUUCCAUCGCCGGCAUCAACGUCGCCUACCCGAAGCCCCCGGGGCUCCCGACGACGCACUCUCGACGACCGACGAUCGCUACCAACCGCCGUCCGAUCGACAACUUCACCAUUCCGCCACGCCGAUGCUGUCGGUUAGCGGUGGAAUGGAGGUGGGAAGCGGUGGUCGAGGAGGUCGCGGUGGGCUCGGGGGAAGCCUCCAGGAGGAUGGACCGACCUCUGGAGUCGAAAACGACGUCGUCGCCGCGACGAAGGAUCGGGCGGUCAGGGCGAGCAGCGUACGCCAGGAUCUGGCCCUGGACCUUCCGCCCCGGUUGCAGCUACCCGACGGCGAGGAACGACCUUACGGAGCGCACGCCGGACUCCAUCUUCGCGACCCUGAGCAGGAGAGUGAGAUUUACCAGAAGUGCGUUAGGCCGCCGCCAAAUCGGACAGUAUUUGACAGUGAGAGUCCGCCUGCUUACAGGAGUCAGGCGGCCCUGCUUGACGCCCCGGACAGAAUAGUGCGGUGUCACAGUGCCGGCAGUUCACUCCUCAAAGUAUUCAGAAAGUUCCCAAACUCCGGUAGUUCGACGCCCUCGGUUAUCGUGCCGAGAAGGCCAACCCUUUCCAGCUACUCAGAGUCGAGUAGUAAUCUGAGUAAUUUGUCUAGUCUUACGGUAGUGCCGUGCGAAACUGACGAAACUCAUCAACACGUCUGAUCCUUGGCGGUUGUGUGCUCGCGCACGAUUACUUCUUGCCUGGGUUUAAGUAAACUUUUUUACUACGUUGUUGUCGCCUCGCCGUCGAUGAUAAUUAUACCGCCGACGCGGCUACGCUUGGCUUAGUUGUUCCUAAUUAUUUGCGUUUCAACGAUCGACGAUUAUCGCGAAACGACGGCUGCAAGAGAGGGCGGAAAUUAAUGAAUAAAAGGCUGACUACCAAUCGACUCCCAUCACAGAAUAAUAAUUAAAGGAUUAUCACACUCCGGGAGAAUGAUUUCCUCAUGUGAGAGGAACACACUGAGAAAAGAAGAAGAUAGAAAGCAGAAAAAGGAACGAGAUUUCUGAAAUUUUUAUUCUCUUCCUUUCAUCCCUUCGACGUAAGUCGGGGAGGAAAAUGAGACCGGGAAAAAAAUUUUACACGACCACGAGGCAAGAUUGUAAUAGCUGGAUGUGAGAUUUUUUUUUUCUUUAUUGGAUAAAUUCAUUAUGUGCACAUGUAUGUAAUAUCGAGAUAACCAAGGUGCAGGUGUAAAAGACUGUUAAAUGACGCUAAGCCGAGGAUGCAGAUGAAUUAAUGAUAAUUAUGAAAAUUUUAUUCUUGAUUCCUUAUAUUAGGGAAUUCAUAAUGAUAAUGAUAAUGAUAAUAAUGAUAAUAAUAAUAACAAUAAUAAUAGUCGUAGUAAUAAUAAUUAUUAUUGUAAUAGUAAUUACGUGUGGUGAACGAAAGGGAGAGAAAGAGAGAGGGAGAGGGAGAGAGAGACAGAAAGUAAGGUAAUAAUAGUAAAGCCUAAGUUCACUCUGACAGAGUCAAACUUAUAGUAUAUAUUAUUAUAUAUAGCAAUAUAUAUAUAAAUAUAAAGUAAUCGAUUUUUUUCUCCAUAUUUCUCAACGUCCAGUAUCGUUGCAUAUUUUCUUAUAUUUACUAAAACAAUGCUAAAUAAUAGAAAGAAAUACAUUACAUACAUUCAUGCAUACAUUAAACCUAUAAAAAUGUAUUACCUAUUUCGUUACGAUUAAUUAACAACAUUACGAACCGGUUUUAAAUCUCGUUUUGUUAGUAGUAGAUUUUUCUUUCUCUUUCCUUUCAUUUCUUCUAUAUUUCUCUUUACAUUGAAACUGUUUGCCAAUGGUUAUAACGAAUGAAAAUUGACAAGGAGAAAAUGAAAAAGAAAAGAGUAAUGAAAAAUUGAGAAAUGGAACUUACGAGAUGGUAUUAUGAGUUAGAAAAGUGUCGAACGGUAGCAAAGAACUGAGGGAGACGAAAGGGGUUCGACAUUCUUUUUACAUUUGUUUUUCCUUUACACAUUGCAAUCCAGAUACUCUGCCGACGCGUAUUACGAGUUGUUGGGGCGUACGUUAAUAGCUUAAAUACACAUGAGAGGCCAGUCUAUUAAUAUAGAUCUCAAACGAGUCCAAAGUUACGUUAGAGAAAACGGGAUAGAGAGAGAGAGAGAGUGAGAGAAAGAUUGUAUUAAUUAAACAAAGAAAUGAGUCAAAGAGAGAUAAUAAAAUUGAAAUCUACGACACUGUAAAUAGAUAUAAUUAUUGAUGGAUGGGUUUUGACUGACGCGCGGUAUUUCUGCUGUCACCAUAGCUCAGCCUGUGAUCUUUGGUUACUCCUACCUGAAAAGGGAAGAAGUAGGGUGAGAGUGCGGAUGUGAAUGAGAGGCAUUAUGUCGGAAGAAAAAAACACAUUCGAUGAUCGAAUCUGUCAAUUUUGUUAAUCACGCAUACAAGAUUGAAAAGAAAACGAAACUAUGACUAAAUUCGCGGUGUAACGGAUGACGGAUGAGAACGUGCUUGGACGAUUGUCGAAAUACUCUGGCGUUAAAGUUUUUGUUUCCACUGAAAUUAACGAAUUUCAGACAAAAUAAGAGAAAUUGAACAAAGGCGUAAAUAAUUGAAAAACUAAAUAAAUUGAAUAAAGAAUUA
Diprion similis is the source of this 3611-nucleotide messenger RNA. RefSeq lists its product as uncharacterized. NCBI's taxonomy places the organism in Eukaryota, Metazoa, Arthropoda, Insecta, Hymenoptera, Diprionidae. Gene Ontology annotation, molecular function: R-SMAD binding. The record is from RefSeq and is a predicted model, not a curated record. Gene Ontology annotation, cellular component: early endosome membrane; Golgi membrane. The transcript has 5 exons. Gene Ontology annotation, biological process: negative regulation of transforming growth factor beta receptor signaling pathway. The coding region runs from base 729 to 1676 and encodes 315 amino acids.